Condylura cristata (star-nosed mole) is the source of this 4770-nucleotide messenger RNA. RefSeq names its product minichromosome maintenance complex component 2 (gene MCM2). The record is from RefSeq and is a predicted model, not a curated record. Gene Ontology annotation, cellular component: nucleus; MCM complex. The transcript is spliced from 16 exons. Gene Ontology annotation, biological process: DNA replication; double-strand break repair via break-induced replication; mitotic DNA replication initiation. The coding region runs from base 2034 to 4754 and encodes 906 amino acids. NCBI's taxonomy places the organism in Eukaryota, Metazoa, Chordata, Mammalia, Eulipotyphla, Talpidae. Gene Ontology annotation, molecular function: single-stranded DNA helicase activity; ATP binding; single-stranded DNA binding.
CUCAUCUAAGUAUUUAUCAGUACUCCUUACAUUUUCAUAAGACAGACUGACUUCAUAUUGGUCUUUUUGUUUUUUAGCCCAUAAACUUAGAUAAAAAUCUAACGAUACCAAGUCUCAGCAAAGCUACUUUUCUUGGUAAAGCAAAAACUUUAAAAAAAAAAAAAAAAAAGGGAAAAAAAAAGAAGGAUGUUUUAAGGGAUUUCAAGAGUCACUGGGACAUUCUCCUCCUUGACCCCAAGCUGAAGUGUCUGCCCGUCGGUUUUCUUCAGGACCCAAUCAUUCUACCCAGGCUGCACACAUUCACUUGCUCCUCGAGACUCCAGCUUCCACCCACAAGAACAUCGGUGUCAUGAGGCCAGAAUCACACUUGCCCUGUCCCCUGCAAUGGCCCAAGGCUGACUUGAUGCCCGGGUCAAAUUGUAGACACCCACUUACAUAGUAACCCCAAGACACACACCCCACAAUAACACACUGGGCAGAAAGGAGUCUGGGUCCUCUUUUUGUCCGUCUCUCUAUUCUAGAACAGAAGGUGAGGAAGUGAAUACCUGCUGACCAUUUGAGACUUGGCUUAUCUGGGAUUCUCCCUGCCUGGCCCAGGGUGGGUAUGCACAAUUCCUGCACCAGACAGCGCAACUGGGCUCCAGGUUGAAGCCUGCUUGCACCAAGGGCUCUGAGAGUCAAGGUCGGCAACCAGUCUCUGCCAGGAAGUUACACACACCAUCACCCCUGCCCACCGACUUGUGCCACGGCAGACCUCCAAGGCGCAGGAAGCCUCCCUGCUACCGUAUGCCGGAAAGGAAGAGAGGUGGACUAUCUGGGACCAGGCCGAAUGACUGCCAGCUAAGGGGGUGCACCACGACGCACAAUUCCGCAUGUUGCACUCUGAGUAUGGGUUCCACGAGUAGGUUUCUGUAGGACUUCAUUUGUGGGAUAGCUGAAGGAGUCUCUCACCUUGAGAGCAAGAGGAAGUGGCAGAUUUACCGCGGGGUCCCCCAUAUUUGCCAGUCUCCUAAGCCACAGUCCUGGGAUCACCCUGCAUGCCUCCUUCUUGCUGCCAUUACCCAAGGCCAAUGGAAACUCCCUCUUAAUAUCUCUUGCAUAUUUCCAGUCCGCAUCAUCACUCCUGGCCCUUCCUUGGGGUCCAUCCAGAGAUGUCCGGUCACUGCACCAAUCACCAGGUCAAGAUCACUCAGCUCACCAGAGGGCCUGCCCUGCCCGUGCUGCUCAUGCCCAGAGGAAGCACCUCAGCAGCCCUCCAACCGGUUUCAGUUCCGUCUCCAGGAGGAAUUCUAAAAGCCACAGUGGCUCUAGUCUCCCCCUACUCAAAGCCCUUUGCUCUCCUUUGCCUUCCGGACGAAGCUCAAACUUCCUGAGAAGACUUGGAGGCGCUCUGGCACCUAGGCUCUGCCACCUUGUCACGACCCCCCCAGCAGCCACAGCCGUUUACCCAGAACCAGGGACCUGUCUGCAGAGGCCCGCCCUGUCCUCGCUGCAUCUUGGCUGUACACAUUCUUUCUGCCUGGAACUCGCUCCCUGCACCUCUGCAGCCCUCGAUGGUGACGAUAACUGCCAGAACAUCAGAUGAGGCCACCCGGAGCUGCUCCGAUGAUGGGAGUGUUCAGGCUGAGCGCGUCUAGAAAGUCGAAACUGACCGUCCACUCUGAGUAAAAAGACCACAGGAGCAAGGCUGUGCGGCUCGUUUGCCAGUCUGUAAAGUGGCCACAGCGUGAACAGGGUCAGCAGCCAGCAGGUGGGGCUGGUCCCGCCGGCCCACUCGCGCUGCCACAGCCUGGCCGACCAGGACAGACACCUCCGCCCAGCGAGGACCAGCCCGACUGGCGUGGGCGGAGCGCCGGCGACUUGUGGGCGGGGCCGCGCCGUCGGGCCGCCCCCCGCGCGGCCGACGCGUCAGGAUGUUGAUGUCAUGACGCCGGUUCCUCCCGUCGGUUCCCGGGCUCCGGCGGGUCACGUGAGCCAUUUUUCGCGCGAAAACUGGUUGUCGGUGGAGUCGCGGAGAGCAGCGCGGCGCAGCGAUGGCGGAAUCAUCUGAGUCCUUCACCAUGGCCUCCAGUCCUGCCUCUACAUUGAGGCGGCGGCGAAGCAACGAUCCCCUGACGUCCAGCCCUGGCCGGAGCUCCCGCCGCACUGAUGCUCUGACCUCCAGCCCUGGCCGAGACCUUCCACCCUUUGAGGAUGAGUCCGAGGGGCUGCUAGGCACAGAGGGACCCCUGGAGGAAGAAGAAGAUGGAGAGGAGCUAAUCGGAGAUGGCAUGGAGAGAGACUACCGUGCCAUCCCAGAGCUGGACGCCUACGAGGCCGAGGGACUGGCCCUAGACGACGAGGAUGUAGAGGAGCUGACGGCCAGCCAGAGGGAGGCGGCAGAGCGGGCCAUGCGGCAGCGAGACCGGGAGGCUGGCCGGGGCUUGGGCCGUAUGCGCCGUGGGCUCCUGUACGAUAGCGACGAGGAGGACGAGGAGCGCCCCUCCCGGAAGCGCCGCCAGGUGGAGCGGGCCACGGAGGAUGGCGAGGAGGACGAGGAGAUGAUCGAGAGCAUUGAGAACCUGGAGGACCUCAAGGGCCACUCUGUGCGUGAGUGGGUGAGCAUGGCCGGCCCUCGGCUGGAGAUCCACCACCGGUUCAAGAACUUCCUGCGCACCCACGUGGACAGUCACGGCCACAACGUCUUCAAGGAGCGCAUCAGUGACAUGUGCAAAGAGAACCGAGAGAGUCUGGUGGUGAACUACGAAGACCUGGCGGCCAGGGAGCACGUGCUGGCUUACUUCCUCCCUGAAGCGCCGGCAGAGCUGCUGCAGAUCUUUGACGAGGCUGCCCUGGAGGUUGUGCUGGCCAUGUACCCCAAGUACGACCGCAUUGCCAGCCACAUCCACGUGCGCAUCUCCCACCUGCCACUGGUGGAGGAGCUGCGCUCGCUGAGGCAGCUGCACCUGAACCAGCUGAUCCGCACCAGUGGGGUAGUGACCAGCUGCACAGGCGUCCUGCCCCAGCUCAGCAUGGUCAAGUACAACUGUAACAAGUGCAGCUUUGUGCUGGGGCCCUUCUGUCAGUCCCAGAACCAGGAGGUGAAGCCGGGGUCCUGCCCUGAGUGCCAGUCAGCCGGCCCCUUCGAAGUCAAUAUGGAGGAGACCGUCUAUCAGAACUAUCAGCGCAUCCGCAUUCAGGAGAGCCCCGGCAAAGUGGCGGCCGGCCGGCUGCCCCGCUCCAAGGACGCUAUCCUCCUCGCCGACCUGGUGGACAGCUGUAAGCCGGGAGAUGAGAUCGAGCUGACUGGCAUCUACCACAACAACUAUGAUGGCUCCCUCAACACCACCAAUGGCUUCCCUGUUUUUGCCACCGUCAUCUUGGCCAACCACGUAGCCAAGAAGGACAAUAAAGUCGCAGUGGGGGAGCUGACUGAUGAGGAUGUGAAGAUGAUCAUCAGUCUCUCCAAGGACCAGCAGAUCGGGGAGAAGAUCUUUGCCAGUAUUGCUCCUUCCAUCUACGGUCACGAAGACAUCAAGAGAGGCCUGGCGCUGGCUCUGUUUGGAGGGGAGCCCAAAAACCCAGGCGGCAAGCACAAGGUGCGAGGUGACAUCAACGUGCUCCUGUGUGGAGACCCGGGCACCGCCAAGUCCCAGUUCCUCAAGUAUGUGGAGAAGGUGUCCAGCCGAGCCAUCUUCACCACCGGGCAGGGGGCCUCAGCUGUGGGCCUCACCGCAUAUGUCCAGCGGCACCCGGUCAGCAGGGAGUGGACCCUGGAGGCCGGGGCCCUGGUGCUGGCUGACAGAGGGGUGUGUCUCAUCGAUGAAUUUGACAAGAUGAACGACCAGGACCGAACGAGCAUCCACGAGGCCAUGGAGCAGCAGAGCAUCUCCAUCUCGAAGGCGGGCAUCGUCACCUCCCUGCAGGCACGCUGCACCGUCAUUGCCGCAGCCAACCCCAUAGGAGGCCGCUACGACCCUUCACUGACCUUCUCGGAAAACGUGGACCUCACAGAGCCCAUCAUUUCUCGAUUUGACGUCCUGUGUGUGGUGAGGGACACAGUGGACCCCGUCCAGGAUGAGAUGCUGGCCCGUUUUGUGGUCGGCAGCCAUGUCAGACACCACCCCAGCAACAGGGAGGAGGGCCUGGGCCCUGAUGAUGCCCCGUUGCCAGCCAUGCCCAACACGUACGGCGUGGAGCCCCUGCCGCAGGAGGUCCUGAAGAAGUACAUCAUCUACGCCAAGGAGAAGGUCCGCCCGAAGCUCAACCAGAUGGACCAGGACAAAGUGGCCAAGAUGUAUAGCGACCUGAGGAAAGAGUCCCUGGCCACAGGCAGCAUCCCCAUCACCGUGCGGCACAUCGAGUCCAUGAUCCGCAUGGCAGAGGCCCACGCGCGCAUCCACCUGCGGGACUACGUGAUCGAGGAUGACGUCAACAUGGCCAUCCGGGUGAUGCUGGAGAGCUUCAUCGACACGCAGAAGUUCAGCGUCAUGCGCAGCAUGCGGAAGACCUUCGCCCGCUACCUUUCCUUCCGGCGUGAUAACAACGAGCUAUUGCUCUUCAUACUGAAGCAGCUAGUGGCAGAGCAGGUGACAUAUCAACGGAACCGCUUUGGGGCCCAGCAGGACACAAUUGAAGUGCCCGAGAAGGACUUGGUGGACAAGGCUCGUCAGAUCAACAUCCACAACCUCUCCGCUUUUUACGACAGCGAGCUCUUCAGGAUGAACAAGUUCAGCCACGACCUGAAGCGGAAAAUGAUCCUGCAGCAGUUCUGAGCACCCACAGCUGCUC